This is a messenger RNA of Anoplopoma fimbria (sablefish), 967 nucleotides long. It is a transcript of the gene foxl2a, whose product is annotated as forkhead box L2a. The transcript has a single exon. The record is from RefSeq and is a predicted model, not a curated record. NCBI's taxonomy places the organism in Eukaryota, Metazoa, Chordata, Actinopteri, Perciformes, Anoplopomatidae. Gene Ontology annotation, molecular function: DNA-binding transcription factor activity, RNA polymerase II-specific; RNA polymerase II cis-regulatory region sequence-specific DNA binding. The coding region runs from base 50 to 967 and encodes 305 amino acids. Gene Ontology annotation, biological process: anatomical structure morphogenesis; cell differentiation; regulation of transcription by RNA polymerase II.
UUUACCUUUUUCUUUGCAUUUUGGACUUGUUUUGUUUUUGUGCCACGCAAUGAUGGCCACCUACCAGAACCCGGAGGACGACGCGAUGACCUUAAUGAUCCACGACACCACCACCACCACCACCACCACCACCACCAAGGAGAAGGAGCGACCCAAAGAGGAGCCGGUGCAGGAGAAGGUCCCGGAGAAAGCAGACCCGUCCCAGAAGCCUCCCUACUCCUACGUCGCUCUCAUCGCCAUGGCCAUCCGGGAGAGCACCGAGAAGCGUCUGACUCUGUCCGGUAUCUACCAGUACAUCAUCACCAAGUUCCCCUUCUACGAGAAGAACAAGAAGGGCUGGCAGAACAGCAUCAGACACAACCUGAGUCUCAAUGAAUGCUUCAUCAAAGUGCCCCGGGAGGGCGGUGGGGAGAGGAAGGGGAACUACUGGACCCUGGACCCGGCCUGCGAGGACAUGUUUGAGAAGGGGAACUACCGGAGACGCCGCAGGAUGAAGCGGCCCUUCAGACCUCCACCGACGCACUUCCAGCCGGGGAAGUCGUUGUUCGGAGGGGACGGGUACGGCUACCUGUCUCCUCCGAAGUACCUGCAGUCCAGCUUCAUGAACAACUCCUGGUCGCCGACUCCCAUGUCCUACACGUCCUGCCAGAUGUCCAGCGGCAACGUGAGUCCGGUGAACGUGAAGGGUCCCUCCGGGUACAACCCUUACUCCCGGGUCCAGAGCAUGUCUCUCCCCGGCAUGGUGAACUCUUACAACGGCAUGAGCCACCACCACCACCCGGCGCACCCCCACCAUGCCCAGCAGCUGAGCCCGGCCACGGCUGCUCCUCCUCCGGUGUCCUCCGGUAACGGGGCCGGCCUCCAGUUCGCUUGCUCCCGUCAGCCUGCGGAGCUGUCCAUGAUGCACUGCUCCUACUGGGAACACGAGAGCAAACACUCGGCGUUACACACGAGGAUUGAUAUUUAA